AUGCCAGCCACAACCAUUUCGCCUCCUGCGGUGAUCAAAAGCCUUGUUAAAGAGCUGACUUCCAAUGGAUACUGCACCCCGAAAACACCUUAUCAGGCCUCGCAUUUCUUCAAGUCCGUGAAACAUGAAUGCACCAUCACGUGGGCUCUCUGCAAAAACAAUUUUCCAGGCUUCCUGGCCGGCUUUAUGGGAGGCCUUUUGCCAAGAUUGGUUGUUCAUCCGGUACCUUUGAUAACAGGAGGCUUAGUCUCACUACGUGUGAUAUUGAUAUGUCUCCUGACGGCGUACACAUUUGACAUUGCCAACACAACCUCAUCUGUGGAAGAAGACAAAUUGAAUAAACCCCACCGGCCAAUUCCGUCUGGCCUCCUCACUGUCAAGCAGGCCCGGGCCCGUUGGCUGCUAAGCUGGUUCCUUGCUCCUUCAAUUGCCUUGCUGUAUGGAAAGUGGCCGGCCUUCUUCGUGACUCUGAACCAAAUAUGGAUUUUCAGCUUCUAUGUGUGGCCCGCGUAUCGGCACUGGUUAACAAAAAGCAUUAUGGUCACUGGUAGCACCUUCAUCAUGUUACGUCUGCUAAAUUCUGUUGUUCUUGAUAUCGACCAAUGGGCCAUGAAUGCUGUGCCUGACAUGAUCGUCUGUGUCUGGACUAUGGCCACAAUUCAUCUUCAAGAUUUCCGGGAUAUUGAGGGAGAUUACACCACACACGCUGUCACAAUACCGAUAAUACUCUCGCCAGAGGGCCAGAUGAAGCUUCGAAAGAUGACAGCGCAUGUCUUGGUAUCAGCAGAUGUCGUCAGCAUUUUCUGGAUCUGGACACGAGCUCAACACGUCUCCGCAUUCAUUACGGGCCUCCUAUUCUACACGAGCUCAAUUAUCUUAGUCUACUAUACUUUGACAUCCUGCUCAAGGUAUCAGGACCGAAUCAUGUACAGGUGGUGGAUGGCUACGGGGUUCUGUAUGAUCAGUCAUGUGUUUGACCUAUGCCUUUUGCACGACGUGGUAUUGCAAUAG
Molecule: messenger RNA, 1011 nt
Organism: Penicillium pulvis
Lineage: Eukaryota; Fungi; Ascomycota; Eurotiomycetes; Eurotiales; Aspergillaceae
Exons: 2
Coding region: 1-1011 (336 amino acids)
Cellular component (GO): membrane
Molecular function (GO): transferase activity, transferring alkyl or aryl (other than methyl) groups
Source: RefSeq, a predicted model, not a curated record